UAUCAUUAAGUUAAAUCAAAAUGGGUGCCUACAAGUAUUUGGAAGAAUUGCAAAGAAAGAAGCAAUCUGAUGUUAUGCGUUUCUUGCAUCGUGUCAGAUGUUGGGAAUACAGAAACAAGACUGUUAUCCACAGAGCUUCUAGACCAUCUAGACCAGACAAGGCCAGAAGAUUGGGAUACAAGGCCAAGCAAGGUUUCGUCAUCUUCAGAGUCAGAGUCAGAAGAGGUGGCAGAAAGAGACCUGUGCCAAAGGGUGCUACUUAUGGUAAGCCAACCAACCAGGGUGUUAACCAAUUGAAGUACCAAAGAUCCUUGAGAUCUACCGCUGAAGAAAGAGUUGGUAGACGUGCUUCUAACUUGAGAGUCUUGAACUCCUACUGGGUUAACCAGGACUCCACCUACAAGUACUUCGAAGUCAUCUUGGUCGACCCAUCUCACAAGGCCAUCAGAAGAGACGCCAGAUACAACUGGAUCGUCAACCCUGUCCACAAGAGAAGAGAAGCCAGAGGUCUUACUUCCACCGGAAAGAAGUCCAGAGGUAUCAACAAGGGUCACUUGUUCCACAACACCCAAGCUGGUCGUCGUCACACCUGGAAGAGACAAAACACUUUGUCUUUGUGGAGAUACAGAUCUUAAGCGUGAUGUAUUGUUUAAUUUUUCGGAUUUUUACAAUGCUACACGUGAUCUGGCUUUCCUUGUGUUGAAGGGGUUGCUUGUAAGUAUUUACUGUUUAUAGUGCAAUUUUGAUAUACAAAAGCUGGUGUAC
This is a messenger RNA of Scheffersomyces stipitis CBS 6054, 765 nucleotides long. It is a transcript of the gene RPL15A, whose product is annotated as 60S ribosomal protein eL15. Gene Ontology annotation, molecular function: RNA binding; structural constituent of ribosome. The transcript has a single exon. Gene Ontology annotation, cellular component: cytosolic large ribosomal subunit; ribosome. NCBI's taxonomy places the organism in Eukaryota, Fungi, Ascomycota, Pichiomycetes, Serinales, Debaryomycetaceae. The coding region runs from base 21 to 635 and encodes 204 amino acids. The record is from RefSeq and is a predicted model, not a curated record. Gene Ontology annotation, biological process: cytoplasmic translation.